CAUAGAAGCAGCUAAAAACAACGCUACGGUGCAGGUCUUUCUGUGUAGUUAUGUAUUGUCACGCUGCAGCCUUGGAAAAUAUUAAAACCGUGACAGAAUCACCCACCACAACAGGACCGAGCGGCGUGGUAACGGGCAGCAGCAGGAGCAGCUUAAUAAGGACUUCUGGACUUGGAAAGAAAUCCUCGACGGGAGAGGACCCUGGGCUAAACCAGGGGAGUGUAGCCGCCCCAAGGUGCAGCUCAAAGAGGAAUGGAGAUGGGAGGAUAAACUGGACAGUAAAGGACCCUGGGCACAGCCAGGAGAAUAUCGCCGCCCCAAAGAAGAGCUGGAGGCGUUGAAAGCGGAGAGGCGCUGGUAUGAGGAGGCAGCACGGUGACGCGGAUGGAAGCCCGAGAGUCAGCCCCAAAAAUGUAUUGGGGGGAGGCUCACAGGAAGUAUGGCGAAGCCAGGUAGGAGACCUGCGUCAACUUCCUGUAGUUAACGGGGGGCUAGAGAGACCGGGCAGGCACAGUGUUAUGCUGUGGUGCGCACGGUGUCCCCAGUGCGGGUGCAUAGCCCGGUGCGGUAUAUUCCAGCUCAGCGUAUCGGCCGGGCUAGAGUGAGCGUCGAGCCAAAUGCCAUGAAGCCGGCUCUACGCAUCUGUUCCCCAGUGCAUCUCCUUGGGCCGGCUUACAUGGCAUCAGCCUUGCACACGGUGUCCCCGAUUCGCCUGCAUAGCCCAGUGCGGGCUAUUCCACCUCGCCGCACUGGGAGAGCGACCGGGAGUAUUCAACCAGGUAAGGUUGGGCAGGCUCGGUGCUCAAGAGCUCCAGUGCGCCUGCACGGUCCGGUCUACCCAGUACCACCUCCACGCACCAGCCCUCCGGUGGCAGCUCCCCGCACAGGCUUCCUAUGCGUGUCCUCGGCCCAGUACCACCAGUGCCAGCAGGCCUACAGUGCGCCUCGCCUCUCCAGCGCUGCCAGAGCCUUCCUCCUCUCCUGCGCUGCCGGAGUCUCCCGCCUGUUUAGCGCUGCCAGAGCCUUCCUCCUCUACAGCGCUGCUGGAGUCUCCCGCCUGGCCAGAGCUGCCAGUCUGCAUGGAGCAGCCAGAGCUGCCAGUCUGCAUGGAGCAGCCAGAGCUGCCAGUCUGCAGUGAGCUGUCAGUCUGCAAGGAGCUGCCAGUCUGCAAGGAGCUGCCAGUCUACAAGGAGCUGCCGGUCUGCAUGGAGCAGCCAGAGCUGCAAGUCUGCAAGAAGCCGCCAGAGCUGCCAGUCUGCAAGAAGCCGCCAGAGCUGCCAGUCUGCAAGAAGCCGCCAGAGCCGCCAGAGCUGCCAGUCUGCAUGGAGCAGCCAGAGCCGUCAGUCAGCAUGGAGCAGCCAGAGCCACCAGUCAGCUUACAGCAGCCAGAGCCGCCAGUCAGCAUGGAGCAGCCAGAGCUGCCAGUCAGCAUGGAGCAGCCACAGCAGUCAGUCAGCCAGGAUCCGCCAGUCAGCCAGACUCUUCCAGAUCCGCCAGUCAGCCAGACUCUUCCAGAUCCGCCAGUAAGCCAGACUCUUCCAGAUCCGCCAGUCAGCCAGGAUCUUCCAGAUACGCCAGUCAGCCAGGAUCCGCCAGUCAGCCAGACUCUUCCAGAUCCGCCAGUCAGACAGGAUCUUCCAGAUCCACCAGUCAGCCAGGAUCCGCCAGUCAGCCAGACUAUUCCAGAUCCGCCAGUCAGCCAGACUCUUCCAGAUCCGCCAGUCAGCCAGGAUCUUCCAGAUCCGCCAGUCUGCCAGGAUCCGCCCCUCUGCCCAGAGGCGCCGGAGCACCUCAGCCCAGAGGCGCCAGAGCCCCUCAGCCCAGAGGCGCCAGUGCCUCCCGCCUCUCCAGUGCAGCCGGAGGCUCCCGCCUGUCCGGCGCUGCUGCCGGAGUCUCCUACCUGUCCGGCGCUGCUGCCGGAGUCUCCCGCCUGUCUUGCGCUGCUGCCGGAGUCUCCCCGCCUGUCCGGCACUGCUGCCGGAGUCUCCCGCCUGUCCGGCGCUGCUGCCGGAGUCUCCCGCCUGUCCGGCGCUGCCGGAGUCUGAAGAGCCCCUCUGUCCCGAGCUGCCCCUCUGUCCCGAGCUGCCCCUCUGUCCCGAGCUGCCCCUCAGUCCAGUGGGGUUAUGUAGUAGGGUCGCCGUAGUUAGGAGGCCAAGGAAGCGGACAAGGUGGCAGACUAAGACUAUGGUGAAGUGGGGCUCACGUCCAGCACCAGGGCCGCCACCGCAGACAUAUGCCCACCCAGACCCUUCCCAAUAGGUUCAGGUUUUGCGGCCGGAGUCCGCACCUUGGGGGGGGAGGGGGGGUACUGUCACACCCUGACCAUAGUUUGCUUUGUAUGUUUAUAUGUUUUGUUUGGUCAGGGUGUGAUCUGAGUGGGCAUUCUAUGUUGUGUGUCUAGUUUGUCUGUUUCUGUGUUUGGCCUGAUAUGGUUCUCAAUCAGAGGCAGGUGUUAGUCAUUGUCUCUGAAUGGGAACCAUAUUUAGUUAGCCUGUUUGGUGUUGGGUUUUGUUGGGUGAUUGUCCUUUAGGUCUGUCGUGUGUUAGUUUGCACCAGUAUUAGGCUGUUUCGGUUUUCGUGUAUUGUUUAUUGUUUUUUCAUAUUGAUUCGUAUUUACUUCAGUUUUAUUAAACAUGGAUCGCAAUAGACACUGCC
Molecule: messenger RNA, 2655 nt
Organism: Oncorhynchus masou masou (cherry salmon)
Lineage: Eukaryota; Metazoa; Chordata; Actinopteri; Salmoniformes; Salmonidae
Exons: 2
Coding region: 1080-2045 (321 amino acids)
Source: RefSeq, a predicted model, not a curated record